This is a messenger RNA of Cryptococcus amylolentus CBS 6039, 2931 nucleotides long. RefSeq lists its product as hypothetical. The record is from RefSeq and is a predicted model, not a curated record. Gene Ontology annotation, molecular function: glucan endo-1,3-alpha-glucosidase activity. The transcript has 4 exons. Lineage: Eukaryota; Fungi; Basidiomycota; Tremellomycetes; Tremellales; Cryptococcaceae. The coding region runs from base 199 to 2931 and encodes 910 amino acids.
CAGCCAUAGUCCUCAAUCCAAUCCAUCCUAAUCGCGACCCCCCUCGCCUCCUCCCCCCUGCCUCGACUCUUGAACAACCCGAACCUGGUGUUCACCCACAGCCUUGACGGCCCCCACUUUCGUUCAUCGUCAUCGAUUCAGUCACGCUGCGCGCGACCUACCCUACAUCUCUCAUAUAUCUCGACCAAUCUAUAAACAAUGGCUCCUAUUCUCGAGACUGCGGUCUCCCUUCUCGCUCUUGCCGGUACUGUCGCUGAGGCUACGCCUCUUUUGAAGCCCGGACGUCACGCGUCACCUGGCGUGGCCAACGUCCUGUCUUCUUCCAAGAGGUCUCUGCACAACUUACUUGCGAGGUACUACGGAUCUACCUAUGGCUUCACCAAGCCCUCUCCUCUUCCAGAGAAGCGUGACACCUCUCUUCCCGAUGGCUGGUCUGUCUUUGGCUGUGUUGCCGAAUCUACCGAUGAGCGACUUCUUCAAGGCUUUGCUUUCUCUUCAAGCAGCCUGACUCCACUCCUCUGUGUGAAUGAAUGUACCAAGCUUGGUUACACGAUGGCUGGUACUGAGUAUGGAGAUGAGUGCUACUGCGCCAACUCUUAUUCUGGCAACGGCGGUGGUCUGGCGGACGACUCGACAUGCAGCAUGGGUUGUGGGGGUGAUUCGAGCGAGACCUGUGGCACUACCUGGUACCUCAACCUCUACACCUACAACUCUAGCAGCCUCGCUUCUUGCUCGUCCGACUCCACUACUACCUCCUCUGUCGCUUCUGUAUCUGCUUCCUCAACCGCCUCCGAGUCGUCUGCUUCGGCUACCGAGUCAGCCACCUCUUCCCUCGAUGUGGCUACUUUGAUCGCCGAUGCUUCGUCUACCGAGAGCGCGUCUUCUUCUCAGAUCACCGGCACCGAGACGGCCUCUUCUGCCGUCGCCGCUGUUGACCUCUCAUUCUCUCUUUCCGUUGGCAUCUCCAUUGGUGAUGGCGAGUCUGCUACCGCUACCUCUUCCGAGGCCGGUGCUACCAUCACUGCGUCUGCCACCAGCUCUGUCGCCACUUCCUCUUUCACUUCUACGGCCUCCAUCUACGAAGACUCUGACAAUGCUUCCGAGUGGUACGCUCUUGGCUGUGCUAUCGACUCUUCCGACCGUGUGCUCUCCGAGUACUCUGUUGACAUGAGCGAUAUGACUAUCAACUCUUGUCUUUCCGCUUGUGAGGACUUGGGCUACAAGUAUGCCGGUGUCGAAUUCGGCGAGGAAUGCUACUGUAGCUCUACCCUUGCCUCUGCUGUGACCUACGACGAGGACCAGUGCAACGUCGUCUGCAACGGUGACGAGGCGGAGACCUGCGGCGGUACUUGGGCCAUCGAGAUCUUUGAGCUCAUUUCUUCCGCGGUCUCUUCCUCUUGCUCCAACAGCACUGCUCCCGCCACCUCCUCUGUGGCUUCCUUGACCAGCGGUGUCUCUGCCACUGUCACUGCGUCUGCCUCCAGCUCUGCGGCUACCAGCACCUCUGAGACUCUCUCUGAAUCUGCCCCCGAGACCGUUUCCCAGAGCGCUUCUGCCAACGAAACCGAGUCUGCUACCGCCUCUCUGACAGCCUCCAGCACCGAGUCCAGCACCGAGUCCAGCACCGAGUCUGUGUCUGCGUCUACUACAGCUACCGCCUCCGGCUCUGCUACCACUGCCGACUCUACCACUGUGCCUUCUUCCAGCGCCGACCACCAAGUCUGGGCUCACCACAUGGUUGGCAACACCUACUCGUACACCAGCUCCAACUGGGCUAGCGACAUUGAGUCUGCCACUGCUGCCGGUAUCGACGGUUUCGCAUUGAACAUUGGCUCCGACUCUUGGCAGUCUAGCCGAGUUUCCGACGCUUACACAGCUGCUGGCGCUAGCGGCUUCAAGCUGUUCUUGUCUCUCGACAUGACCUCUUUGUCCUGCUCUUCUUCCUCUGAUGCUGCCAACCUCGUCAGCCUCGUCUCCGAAUUCGCCUCCGAGUCAGCCCAGGCUACCUACGACGACAAGGUUGUCGUUUCUACCUUUUCUGGUUCCGACUGCGCCAUCGACUGGCAGACCAGCUUUGUUGACGCCCUUACCGCCGAUGGCAUUGACAUCUUCUUCAUCCCCAGUCUCUUCUCCGACGUCUCUACCUUCUCCUCCAACACCUGGAUGGACGGUGAGCUCAACUGGAACUCCGGUUGGCCCAUGGGAUCUACCGACCUCACCACCAACUCUGAUGAGACCUACAUCUCUGCUUUGGGUGACAAGGUCUACGCUGCCGCCGUCUCUCCCUUCUUCUACACCCACUUCAGUGCUUCCUCUUGGAACAAGAACUGGUUGUACCGAUCUGACGACUGGCUCUACUGCACCCGAUGGGAGCAGCUCAUCUCCAUGCGAGAGACUGUCAAGUUGGCCGAGAUCUUGACCUGGAACGACUUUGGAGAGUCUUCUUACAUCGGUUCCAUCUCUGGUGACCUUCCUUCCGGCUCGGAUGCCUUUGUUGAUGGCAUGACCCACACCGGUCUUCUCUCCCUUACCAACUACUACGCUACUGCGUUCAAGACCGGUGCCUACCCCUCCAUUACCGAGGAUGAGCUCAUCAUGUGGGCUCGACCCCAUUCUCACGAUGCGACCGCCUCGUCCGACUCUAUCGGCAGGCCUACCGGCUACUCUUACACUGAGGACUACUUGUACGCAGUCGUCAUGGCUACCGAAGCUGCUACUGUCACCCUCACGUCCGGUUCCACCACCGAGAGCUUCUCUGUCGAGGCUGGUCUUACCAAGCUCAAGAUUUCUCUUGCUGCUGGUUCCAUCUCUGGUACCAUCACGAGGUCUGGUAGCACUGUUGCUUCUUAUGACGCUGGUUCCGACUUCUCUUACACCACUUCUCCCACGACUUACAACUAUAACUACUUUGUCGGGUCGAGCUCCUCAUAG